This is a messenger RNA of Lucilia sericata (common green bottle fly), 545 nucleotides long. RefSeq lists its product as uncharacterized. The record is from RefSeq and is a predicted model, not a curated record. The coding region runs from base 213 to 545 and encodes 110 amino acids. Lineage: Eukaryota; Metazoa; Arthropoda; Insecta; Diptera; Calliphoridae. The transcript has a single exon.
GCGCUUAGGUCAACUAAUUACACGAACUUCUGUUUAAAUUUAAAGGUAGAAUUCAAGGAAUUUAUAAAGUUUAUUAGAGAAAAGGAAAAUUACCUGGAUUAAGGCUAAGAGCUAUUGAAGAUGUACUCGAGGUAUAAAUAAGCAAACAUUGAGGUUAUGUAAAUCAUAAGUAAAUUUGUUUCUGAACUACAAACAACAAAGAAAUCACACAAAUGUCUUCUACACCCGCAAAAAGUCUUAAACGUGAACGCACUGCUUCCAUUAACUAUUACUCCAUACCUUAUACAAUUUUUAUGUAUAAAGAAGAAUUAAGGAAAAAGGAUAAUGAAUUUAUGAGAUUGUCCAAAGUGAAGUUAUAUCUCACCGACAACUUGAUCUCCAAUACCAUACGCAAUAUCGGCCAAUACGAUGUAACCGAAGUGAUGAAUAUCAAUCAGCAAAUGAUGUUUAAAAAACGUCUGCAUACUAAAAUGCACAAGAUACGUAAACUGGAGAAAUUGGGCGUUAAGAAUAUCGAUCCAAAUUAUAUAAGUGAUGAAUUGUAA